This is a messenger RNA of Paramecium sonneborni, 2260 nucleotides long. The record is from the annotation of a GenBank genome assembly. Lineage: Eukaryota; Ciliophora; Oligohymenophorea; Peniculida; Parameciidae.
AUGCAAAGAGUUUCAAAAUGUAAUUCUCUUUAAAUCAAUUUUAGGGAUUUCAAAAAUGGAUAUUUUUGGAUAAUAAAUCACAUUACGAAUGAAUAGAUAAAGCUCAUACAAAACAGUUUUUGGAGGUUGUUCUUCUUUGAUUUUGUUAAUGAUUUUAAUUUUGAUAUUCUCAUCAAACAUUACAUCCUUUUUAAACAAAGAAAAUUUAAGUGCUACAGUUUUGACUGAAUUUGAAGAAAUUCCAUCUUUGUCAUUAAUUGAUGAUUCAUUCUUUUUAUUCGCUUUGUAAAUUGAUUAAGAGAAUUUUUUAACUAAACCUUUUUAUGACAUUAAAAUAGAUUAGUUAAGAAUUAAAAAAUUUUUGAAUGGGUCAACAAUUUAAACAGAAAAAGAAAUUAAGUUGAUACCUUGUACUUUAGAUCGUUUUAAUAAAAUAUUUUCUUAAUUUGGAAGAGACAUGACAGACUAAUUCAAUUAAUUUAAAUUACAUGACUUUUUGUGCUUUGAGUAAGUGGUUUUAAUAAUAUUUAUAGCUUUAACCAAUCAUUUUCAAUAUAAGGAUCGUAUUCAAGUAUAAAAAAUAAAUAACUCCUCUAGAUUUAGAAUUUGAAUUUUUAAAAAUACAAGUGUCAGAGUGUUCUAACAAAACUAACUGUGCUUCUAAAGAAGAGUUGUAAAAAGAGAUUGAUAAAAAUGGUGCUUUUAAAAUUAAAUUAAUUCCUAUUAAUAAAGUAUCAAAUAAAUAAUCUUAUAGAUUUUAAAUCCCUAUAAGCCAGAAGAUAAUUAUUUAUAAACGUUUUUAGAUGAUUCAUUUUUUUUUAGAUUUCUACCCUCAAAUAUAUAUAAGUCUGUGGAUCUCUUUAUAAAAGAAUAUGAGGUUAUUAAUGAUCAAAGUCUAUUUCCAUUAAGUUAGUUGGAAUAUUCAAAGAUUUACACUAUAGAUCAAACGGAGAUGAAAGAAAGGACAGAAUUAUAAAAUAAUAAAGCAUAAUCAUUUGUACAAAUUUAAAUAAGGAAAAGUCCUUAUAAAAUAAAAAUCUAUAGAAAAUAUUUAAAAAUAGAUGAGUUAUUAUCUAAUUUAGGAGGUAUUUAAUAAAUCUUCAUUUUUUUUGUUGGAGCUAUCCUAACAAUUUAUAACAGAUUUUAACGUAUUUUAAUAUAUUAUAUUUCAGUUCUCGUUGAAUUAGCAAAUAAAUUGUAUGAAUUUUCACUUGUUUCUUUUUAAAAAGAAAAAUAUUUUUAAGAUAAUCUAAAUUUAGUGAAUUAAAUGAUAUAGAAUAAACAAGAUAAAAUCCCAUUUUCAGAAAAACCUCGAAAUUCUGAUGCAGAUUUAGAAAUAUAACCUUUGCAUUCAAGUUAAAUUAAUUAAAAGUCAAAAAAUGAGCUAUUGAAAUUUAGUGAUUAGAUAAGUCCUUCAUUAUAAUAAUAAAAUCUUUAAAAAAAAUAAGUUGAAAAUAACAUAAAAAAAAAUAAAUUUAUAUAUGAACAGGAAGCAAUGGCAUUGAAAUUAAAUUGUACAAAUGGUUUAGAAUACUUUUAAUUACAAAUAUAAAAUUUAAUUCAAAGAUCAUAACCAAUUUUAAUGACUUUUUAAAUGUUAAUUAAUUUCAUGACAUGCUAAAAAGUAUUUAAAAACAAAAAGCAUAUUUAAUUGAUAAAUAAAGCAAUGUAAAUUAUAUAAUUUAGACUAUUAGUAGUCAAAUAAGUGAUUAAAUUGAUCUAUUUAAUAUACUAACAAAAUUAAAUGACUUAGAAAAGCUUAAAGAAGUAAUUUUUUCUGAGUAAUAAUUAUUAAUGUUCAAUUUUGCUCCAAAGCCUUUGAUAUCACUAGAUAAAACAACUGAAGUAUUCAACAGAACAAUAGUUGAAGAAAGAACAAGAAGCAACAAUACAAAACAGUAUAUUAAUAAUAAAAUAUAGGGAUGAAAUAACUUAGGAGUCAGAUACAUCAAAUAAAAUUCAUUACCAUCUAUAAGCUGAUGCAAAGAUGUACUCAAAAAUUUAUUCGGUAUUUUAUAAAUAAUAUAAUUCGAAGGCUUAUGAUGAUGUUUUACAAGAAGCUGAGAAUGAUUAAGAAUCUUCUAUUUGUAGUAAUUUGAGUAAAUAAAUAAUUUUUAAAUUGGGAGCUGAGGUGUAAACCAUCUUUAAAUUAUCAAAAUUAAUAGAUUUUCAUUAAAAUUAAAAUAAUUCUAGAAGGAGAGGAAUGACCUCUGAUACUUUAAGAAGAGUAUUAUAUUCUAAAAAAUAAAUAUUAUAGUGA